Molecule: messenger RNA, 3210 nt
Organism: Dipodomys ordii (Ord's kangaroo rat)
Lineage: Eukaryota; Metazoa; Chordata; Mammalia; Rodentia; Heteromyidae
Gene: Rad51ap2
Product: RAD51 associated protein 2
Exons: 3
Coding region: 1-3210 (1069 amino acids)
Source: RefSeq, a predicted model, not a curated record
AUGUCUCUCCCUCACCCCUCGCCUCCGCCGGCCGAGCGGGAAGGGUCCGAAGACCCUGACUCCCCACCACCCCCUAGCAAACGUCCUCGUCAGGAGGAGGCAAGCGGAGUCUCCCGGGCGGGGUGGCAGCCGCCCCGGGGGCCUGGGGUAGAACCGGUGUGGCGCUGGCGGCCUAGCAGCUUCCCGAGGCUCCUCGCGAGGCAGACCGCGGGCGUGGCGGGCGUGGAGGGCGGCUGGGGCCCGGGUGUGGGGGGCCCGGCCCGGGGGGUGAAGAUAUGGAACGUGGCCUGGCAGAAGAACGAGUUCCCUUUCUCCUCACGAAGUUGGGGUUCCGGAUGGAGGGCCUCAGGAAGACCUGGGGAACCUGGGCGGCGGGAAGGAGAGGUUUUCCGUGUGGUCCGCGGAGACAGCUCCCAGGCUGAAGCCAGGUCGCCCAGCACCCCCGCAGGCCUUAUUCACGGAGUCGCACACCAGACUCCCAAAGAGAGAGACGGUGUUCUAAAGUUCCCUAGUUCCGUAAGACCGCCCGAAAGCCCGUUUUUAGAUGUUACCUCUAACGAGGAAGAGGAGGAGAACAGAUGCAGAGUUGACGGUGUCAUGCCAUCAGAGUGGAAAGAAAAUAGCAUCUCCUCAUCGGUACUAAAAAUAUCAAAGUCUCAAAACCUGCCCAGCUUGGAAAUUGCCAAACUCAGCUAUUUUCGAGGUAGCAUCACAACAAGUAUCCUUGAGUUUCCAAAGGAUUUAAAUAGCAACAUGUCCUUUGUCUAUUUAAAGGAAAUAGCAAAGAAAAAGAAUGACAAAUUGGAAGCAUAUGUUUGGGAUUUCACAAACAUUUACUGGUGCCAAAAUAGACCUGAUGUUGAGAAGCAAGAAGUACAGGAUGAUAAAAAAAUUGUAGAUGCAGAAUAUAAUUUCCCUGACUAUUUUGAAGGUAUCCCGCAGUCAAAUAGCAACCAAAACGCUCUUGAGAAGAAAAAAGGUUUGCUCAGUACAAUCUAUCACUAUAGUAGUAUCAAGUGUGUAAGAGACUCUAAAAAGAAUUCCACUGUAAUACUGGCAAAUGCACACUGGAAGGGAGCAAAAAGAAGCUGGGACAGUUUCAUACCUGUCAGGUUGGAAAAAUCUCAAGGCUGGGAUAGCAGCGUGAGACAUAUUUUGAAAAGAAACAGGCAAAAUUGUUGGAUUAUAGAGAGUUACAAGAGCAACCGUGAAAAUAUGAAAAACACUGGAGAAAUUUUGAAUUUGCCUCAACUACUAGAAUUAGACUUUUUACACAAUGAUUAUCCUUGUACAAAACUCACAAAUAUUCAAACACAACAAUCAAAGCCUCUGAUGAUAGGAAAUGUGGGCAACCAGAAAACAUUGAUCAAAAUUGUUCUGUUAAGUGGUGAAGGACAAAAAGAUACUAUGUUACAGUUAAGAUAUACUAUGAAAAAUGACUUCCUUUUAGGCAACACUUUACACAGUAUUAUAGAUGAUAGUAUGAUAAACUGGUAUGGAAUUUUGAGGUAUGAAAGACAAAUUAAUGUGAAAGACAAAUUAGUGAUAGCCAGAAAUAUGUUUAUGGAUAUAAGGAAUGCCAUUUUACACAAAUAUUUACAAGCUGGAGUUUCAGAUGAUUUAAUUGACAUUUUAAAAGCCAACAUAAUUUUUUUUCUAAAUACAUUUGAUUUUUUAUCAAGAAUUGAAAAUGAUUCUGAAUUACAAUUGAUAGUGCAUUUAAAUUAUCCAAAAAAUAGUAUAGUAGGGAAUCACACAGUAAGGAUUCUAACUUUUUCGAGACCAUUACAAAAUAGCUUGAAACCUCUCUUAAAGAAAAGAAAGCUAUCUGAAACUAAACAAGUUCUUGAGGGGCCUAAGAAACAAAACAUUGAUUCCAUUAGCAUGACCACUAAAGAUAAAUGUCUUCUGAUUUUUGAAGCAUACAAAAAAUUUCCUCUUCCAAUAUAUUUUGAUUAUGCAGGAGAAAACAGUUUGACAAAUGUAUUUAAUUUUAAGAUUACAAGUUGUCCUGAACAACAUACUAAUGUGGAAAGCUGGGCUUGCCAUAGUUACACUGAAAGAAAACAGGAUCAUGACACAGUCAGUCAUUUCAAUUUUAAGUAUAUAUUUGAAAAUUUCUUUAAUAUCAAGCAACAGGCCAUACCCAUAAGCCAAAACACACUACAUAGUGAACAGAACAAAACCAUAGCUCACAUGUUAAAUUUUGAGAACUUGCCGAGUGAAAUAGAAGGGAAAAAAUAUAACUUUACUUUCCCAAAAGAGGUAAAAGUCACAGCAUCAAAUUUAACAAAAACUUUACGGGUUUAUAAAGGUAUUCAUUUAGAAAAAGAAGAGAAAGAUAGAUUUUUUCCAAUGGGGCGCAUAUGUUCUGUGCAGGCUGUUUCAUUAAUGAGUGAGAAAGUAAAUGUGGAAGAAACCAAAUUUGUUAGUCAAAAUCACAGAGCUGACAAAAAUGAAUACAAGAGUAUUUUUCGAGAAAGUAAGCCGGCAAAUUCAAAGCCUUUUCAUCUAAAGACUGACUCUAUAUUGUGUGUUAAUCAUCAAUUUGAAACUGAUUCAAGUGAAGAGAACAAUGAAUGUUUUCAAGCCUCAGUGGUUAAAUGUUUGUCAACAGAAGCUCUAACAAUAGCAAAAGAUUUUGAGAUGAAGAGUAAAUUUGAUUUAGUUCUUGAAGAACUUUGUCGGUUUCAUGAAAUUAGUAACGAAAAUGAAGUUCUAAGCACUGUGGAAAAACACAAGAGCCAAGGAAAUUACAUUGGAGCAAGUAAUGAUGUGGAGGAGGCAAAAGUGGAGAGAAGAAAGGAUUUGAACAUUUUUGCUGCAAACAAAACAUGUACAGUUUCUUUGCCUUGUGAUAAGAUAGCCAGUCCUACUAUGCUUAAAAGAUACCAAAGUUUAUUUAAAUGGAAAACGGCACCUGGAGUCAGAGAACGGGAAGUUCUCUCUGAGUAUUGUUAUCCUAGAAGAUCAGAGAAAAAAAUACUAUAUUCUGCUUCUGAAGAAGCUUGCAAACCUCCUUUACCCAAUAGACAUGCUUUUCUUCCUGAUGAAUGUAAGGAAGAAAAAAUUAAUGACUUAUUGAAAGAAGGCAGGCAUUUUUCACAAGGCAUUGCACGGGUACAACCUCUUAAGACAUGUAACCGACCUAUCAGGAUCGGUUUGUCAAGAAAAGCUAGACUUGCACAACUUCACCCCUACCUAAAAUAA